GACAGUUUUAGUGUGACGUAAAACAUUGACAGCAAACGGUUUGUGUAUAUAUAGUCACUAUUUUUUGAUGAAAAAUGUGGCUUAAUGUUUCAUUAUAAUGCAAACUUAUCACAUUUAUUUAACACUGUGUUGUUAAUAGAAGUUUUCUGUCCAUCUAGGAUAUUGAAACAUGUGCCAUUGCAAUUGUGUAAAUUUAAUUUGUUGAAGUUGAACCGCUACAAAUGGCGUCGGACAUUGAAGCUUCAUGUGAAAAUGAUCCAAAUUUCGCAGUUCUUUGUGCUUUUUUAGAGAAAUUCGGUACUCAGAGUGGUUUACCGAAAUAUGAUUUUCAGGAACUGCAAGGAAUGUUGGAAAAUUCUGAAGAAGUUCAUCCAGUUCUGGUAGACCUUUUCUUAAGAUUGCUGAGAAGAGCCAAGAAAUCUUUUAAAAAUGAUAAAUGGGAGAAGGCUAUAGCUGCAAUUUGUCAUAGAUUUAGUACACAAGAUGCAUGGGAAAUUGAGAGGUUUGGCUAUAAAAAAGCCAAACUCACAACAAAAGUUAGAAUUCUUAAGGAGUUACUCGAAAUGCAAUUUGACCAUCACAUGAAGUUUAAAAAUGAGAUAAACAAAUUGGCCGCUGAUGUUCUCAGAUCACAACCAUUAGGUAGAGAUAAAGCUGGACAUAACUAUUGGUUUUUAUCUGAUGAAUACUAUCAAAUAAGAGUUUACAAAGAAGAUUUGGAUGAGGAAACCUGGACCUUAGUUGCUAAAGAUAGAGAAAGCUUGGUAUCUCUUAUAACUAAGUUAAGUGAUGGAGAUUACAAAAUUAGUUCAGAUUCAGCUGUAAAUGAAGAUAGUAAUUCACUUUCUGAAAAACCUGUUAUUGAUACUGGUCAAAAAAAUGAGGAAACUAAAGAUGAAGUUAUCGAAAAACCAAAUGAUAAUACAGAAGUAAAAGAAUCUCAAGAAAAUGUUGAUAAUAAUGAUAGUGGUGAUGAUGAAUCAACAAAAUCAACACUAAGAAUUAAAAAAUUGAGCGGAUUCUUAGAAAAUGAACCAAAAAGGCCUAAAUUAGAGAGGGCCAAAGAAAUAGAAAAAGACAAAGUUUUGAAAAUUGAAUUAACUAAUUUAGUAUCAAAAGAAAUCAAAGCUCCUCCUGUUUUAGUGAAAGGUGAUGGUGCAGGUGCUGAUAGUGAAGCCAUUCCUAUUGUAGGUGAUGAAUUUGAAGAAGAAACUGUGUAUUUUUUUGGUGAAGGCAGUGGAGAGGAUUGUCAGACAGGCAAUGAGGAAAAAAUUGCAGAAAAUGAUAGCACUAGUAAAACAAAUAAUGACAGUAUUAAUAAAAAUUUAGUUACAAAUAAUGAUCAUGUAGAUAAAAGUGGGGGAGUUCCUUGUACAGUAAAUCCAGUAGAAAUUAAUAGCAAGACUGACAAUAAUAGCUCUAAAAAAAUUCUGAAUCCUGAAAAGGAAGAAAAUUUAUCACAAAGUAUUGAAAAAGAUACUUGCUUGGAAAAUGAUUCAGAAAAAGACCUUGAAUUACCCAAUAAACAAACUCUUACAACAAGUCCAACAGUAGAAGACAAUCACACAAAAGAAAAUGAAAAAAAAUGUGUUGAAAGUAACAGUACUAAUAAAGUUACUGAUGAAGUUAGUCAUAAUGAUCAUCAUUCUAAAGAAACUACAAUAGCUUAUGAAGAAAAUUCUAAUGAGCCCAAAAAGAUGGAAGAUAAUAAUAAAGUUCUUCCUGUUAUUGAAGAAGUUUGUGUGAAAAAAAUUGCAUACGUAUGUGGAAAUGAAGACAAACUAAAUACUAUUUCAAAUAUGGAAGAUAGUUCAUCAUAUAUUGAAAAAAGUGAAGAUCCUACACCACAGAUUGAGAAAACAGAUGAUUCUCCAUUAACUAUCAAGAGAAUAAAAGAUUCUUCACAUGCUAUAAAAAAUAUAGAAGAUUCUACAUUGCCGAUAGAAAAAACAGAAAGCCCUUUACCUCUUAUUGCAAAUAUUGAAGAUAAAUCUACUAUUGAGAAUACAGAAGAAAUUUCAUCUUCUAUUGAAAAGAAGGAAGAAACAGAAAACACAUCUGUCAUUGAAAAAAUAAACUCUUCAUCUCCUGAAACUGGGGAAGAUUCUUAUAAUAAAGAAACAGAAAACUUUGAGAAAGAACUCUGUAAGACAGAUAUAAAAGAUGAAACUCAACAAGAUAUUGAAGAAACUCAAAAAACAGCCACAAAAAAAUCGUUAAGAUCUGUAAGAAGUAAAAAAAUAUGUAUUGCUUCAACAAAAGAAAAUGAAAAUACAAAAGAAGAAAUUGCUCACGAUGUUCCACCAGAAGUUAUUUAUGUUAAAGGAAGAAAGAGUGCAAGAGCUAAAUUGAAAGAUACAGAAUCUAUAGGAGCUACAAACAAAAAGCCUAAAUUGGUCCAGGAGAAUAGUGAAGAUAAAGAACAAACUGCUUCAUUGGAAGGAAUGGAAAACAAGUCAAACACUGGUAAAGGAAGUAUGACAAGUACAAAUUCGUCUCGGGUUUCAUCACCUGUUUCUCUAGCUGAUUCUACAAUAACAGUGCCUGAAUCAGCCGAUAGUAUUGAAGCUCCACCUAUUGAAAAUGAUCCGCUAGCAGACCCUCUUGCUUCAGAAGAAGAUCUAGCAGUACCACAACCACAAAAUAUACAGUCAUUUUCUUUCGAUUAUAAUGAUUCUUCAACCCCUCCUCCAAUUCCAAUUAUUCCUUCUGUAAGAACUCUUAGAGGAAAAAGACGACGAGAAACUAGUCCUAUAGAAGAUGCUACAUCUGACAAAGAUGGAAAGAGGAGAAAAAUCAAGGGAAAGAGACAAAUUGACGUGGAAUUAAGAAAAAGUAUCGAACAGAAAAAAGAGCAACAAUUAAGCAGUAGCGAUGAAGUUAUUGAAAUCUCAGAUACUGAUGUAAAAUCUAAAAAACCUACAACAAAGAAGAAAAAACCAAUUGCUAAGGGAAAAAAACUGUCACCAACUGAUAUCAUUAGUCUAAGUGAUGAUGAUUCCAAUAGUACACCUACUCUUGUGAAAUCUGCUCCCAAGCCCAAGAAACCAAUAGUUAGACAUCCUGAAAAUAAGAACAAGAGAUUACUUGCUGGACUGGAUAUUUCAAAUACGGACCUUGAAGAAACAUCAGGUGUUCGACAAUCGAGAAGGAUAGCCCAAAUAAAAAUAAAAGAACAAUCAGAGCAUCCUAACAAGUCUGAGUCUAAAGAUGAUAAUAAAUGUAAAAAGAAAAAAUCAGAAAAGAACGUCGUGAUAGUAGAAAAGAAGAAAACUAACAAAGAUAAACUGAAAAAAGAAGAUUCAUCUGAACCUGAAGUUGUUAGAGACGAUUUUUUGAAAAAGAAGAGACGGAGGGGUAAAAAGCAACGGAAUAAAUUCGACGAAAAUCGUCCUUGGCAAUCCAGUAGUGAAUCUAGUGAAGAACAUGAGGAGAUUGAAGAGGAAGAAGAGGUUAUUGAGGAAUACGAACCACCUCUUGAUUUUAAGUCUGAUCAUGAGUUCUCUCCCGAAAGUGACAUCGAGAAUACAGAUACAUAUCAACCACCAAAAAGAGCUAGAACAGCUCGGAAGAAAGUUGAAGUAGAAGAUUCUGAAGAUGCAGAAGAAGAUUUUCCAUGUCAGAAGUGUGGAAAAUCUGAUCAUCCUGAAAUGGUAUUGCUCUGUGAUAAAUGUGAUAAUGGUUGGCAUUGCUCCUGCCUCCGUCCACCUCUGUUAAGCAUUCCUGAAGGUGACUGGUUUUGUCCGCCUUGCCAACAUAUAAAAUUGGUCGAAAAUCUUCAUGCCAAAUUACUGGAGUAUGAUAAAAAAUUAAGUAAAAAAGAUUUAGAAGAUAGAAGAAAAGAAAGGUUAGCAUAUAUAGGUAUUAGUUUGAACAAUGUACUCCCAUCCAAAGAGAAGGAACAUAGGAAGAAGAGGCGAAGGCAUUCUGAAGACAUUAUGGAAUCUAGUAGUGAACAAUCAGAAUCCACCCAAUCUGAAAGUGACAGUGAUAGCGAUGAACCAAUAUAUCAACUCAGGCAACGUAGGCAGGCAAAAAGUUACAAAUUUAAUGAAUUUGAUGAUCUCAUUAAUUCUGCUAUUCAAGAUGAGAUAGAAGAGAAACAGCAAGAUGAAGCAACGCAAAGUCGCGGUAAAGACAUGGCAACAAUAGUGAAAGCAGAAGAAGCAGAACGAAAAGAAAGAGAAUUAGCUGAUAAGAAAGAGCAAAAUGACGAAAAAGGAACAAAAGAUAAUGUUGACAGUAAAGAAAAUAUUGAGGAAAAUAAAGUUGAGAAAGAUAAGGCUGAAUCUGAUGAUGAAGUAAUCAAGCCCCCUGUAAAAAGAAGAAAGAAGAGAAAGAAUUUGAAAAACUUAGAUUUUAGUAGUGAAGAUGAUGACGAAAGGGAUGAGGAUUUCAAGGGAUCAAGUUCCAGUUCUGAGGAAGAAGAUUUAGAAGAAGAAGAGGAGGAGGAUAGUGAUGAUAGUGAAGAUUAUGCAGUUGGCCGCAGAGGCAAAUCUUUGCGCCCUUUACGAAGGUCAACCAGGGCAAGGGUUUCUCGAUAUGAUGCUGAUUUCGUCAAUGAUGAAGAUGAAGAUAUACCAAGAAAGAAGAAGAAGAAAAUUAAAUAUUUCAGUGAAACUGAAUCAGAAUCUGAUGGUUCAUGGGGAAGGAAAAAGAGAAGGUCUGGUAUGAUUAGAAAGAAAAAAAAGAAGAACAGUAUUUUGGACGAAUUGUCUGAUUUAGAAAUCAAAGUUAAAAAGCGUCCCAAAAUAAAAUAUGGCGGGUUAACUUCCAGUGAUGAAGAUUUGGGAAGAGGACGCAGAACUAGAGGGAAAAAAACUACCUAUAUUGAUACUUUGGGAUCAGAUAGUGAUGAUGAGAGGCGGAGAAGAAAUAGAUUGGGUAUAGAAAGUGAUGACUAUGAUGAUGAAGACUUUGUUGCUAAUGAGGAGGAUGAAGAGAAAGACAGUGAUCCGGUCAACGAAGAUGGUGAUGAAGAUUCUAAAAAUGAGACUGAACGAAAAACUUUUGUACCAAAAAUAUAUAUAAAACCACCAGCAGUUAAGGAAACAGAAAAAUUGAAAGAUGUAGAGAAAACCAAAGAAUCAGAAACACUUAAUGAGCCAGAAAGGUCAAAAGAUGAAGAAGAAGGGAAAGUGAAAACACCACAAUCAGAAAUCCUAAAAGAAAAUGAGGUUCCCAAUGAAAUUGAGAACACCGAAAAAAAAUUGGAUGAAAAAAUUGAGAGAUCUUGUGAAGAGAAAUCAGAUAAAGAGAAGAUGUUGGAGAAAUUAAAGGAAACCUUGGAAAAAUCGAAAGCCGCUAAAGAGGAAUUGGAGUUAAAACCAGUUAUAGUUACACCUAACACAGAAGAAGAGAGAAAUGGGAAUUCAGGAAAGGAUUUGAGCAAGAAGACCUUGGAACAUCUGGAUAAGGCAAAGGACUUAAUAAAGAAUUUAUCUGGAGUUGAAGUCGAAAAGAAAAAACGGAAAGCCGUGGAUGGUACAGAAGAUGCGCAGGAAUAUUUAGACUUGGCUCAACAAGGAAAAAGACAGCAAGUAUCGAAUAUUACACACAAACCUAUCAUUAGUAAUGUUGAAAAUAUGAUACAAAACGAUGACGAUAACGAUGAAUUGUCAGAACCUCCAAUGGGAGUUGCACUACCACUUUUUGAUGAAAUAAGUAAAAAAGAUGUACCAGAAGUUGCACAAAAGAAAAGAGGACGUGUUAAAGGCAAGAAAACAUUAGAAGAGGCUCUAACCAACCUAGGCAACAAAAAGCUGGCUUCAGAAGCUGAAUGCAACAUUGAAAUAGCCGCACCUCCUCAACCAUUCUCACAAACCGCGCCAACACCAUCUGUAAUCACUAGAAUGUUGCAAACAAAGCCCGGUCAAACAACUACUUAUCCCAUUGGUUCCAUAAGGCCUAAACAGUUUGCUACAAUGCUUGAUGAUGACGACGAUGAAGAUAAUAAUGCUCUGAUUUCUAAACCUAGAGCUGGCUCACCAGCUGGACAUCAGCCAAUGCCUCCAAUAGGUCCUUUCCCUACAGGGGCUCGUGGUCCUGUUGUAAUGCCAUUCAGACCUAUGUAUCCUCCAAAUAUGAACCAUUUUCCUUCUGGAAUGUUACCACCACAUCCAAUAAGAGGUACACCUCCAGGUAUGCACCCAUCAAUGUUCCAACCACACAGAUUUAUGGAUCCGUCUCCUUCGGGAGGUGGACAAGUAAAUAUUCCAGAACAUAAUCCCAGAAUUCACCCACCACCUUCCGGAAGUCCUGGAAGUAAGGGUGAUAUACAAAAUUUUUCGAGAACACCUCCUCCUAACAGAUUUUCUCCCGUUGGUAUAAACCCAAGUCAUCCAGGACCCCGUCCACAGCACAUGUUACCACCGCAUUUACCACCACCUAGACCACCUUAUCCUCCUCCUCUUCCUAAUCAAUCAACUCAGCCACCCGGAUAUUAUCCACCUUAUCAUGCAAGUAAUGAACCUAUCCCACCUCCUAGGGAUGAAUCUCUCCCGCCCGAUCCCUACCACAAUGUCCCGCCUCCCUAUGAGCAACCAUUUGAAGUAGCAGAGCAAGAUGAAGCUUUGCCUCAGCAGAAUACCGAGAAUAGUCAAGGAAGUGGAGAAGAAGAAACUGUUGGUGAAUUUGGCGGCCUAGUAUCAUAUUUUUCAAGUCAAAGGGACGAAGAUUUAGAAUCAUAGUUUGGGAUAAGAAGUAAAAGGGCUAUUAUUCUAACAGUAACUGAAGUCUGUUGUAGGACAAAAACAUAUGUAUGUUGGAUGGGCGAGAUAUUGACUGAAAAUUUACAAAAUGGUUUUGUACAAAAAUGUAUAUGGAACUAUUUUUUAAAAUAUAAAUUUGGAUAAAAGUGGUUGCUCACCACUAUAAUUUCUUUUUAUAAAAAUCUUUUUUCAGUGUGAGAUAAGGGACAUAAUUAUAUUUUUUGUUGAGAAGUAGUAUUUUCUAAUUAGUAUUUAACCAUGAAAUUUUUAGAUUGGUAACUCAGUCAUUAUUAUUUUUUAUACCUGCGAUAUAUUCAAAUACAUUUCAUUAACUAUUUGGAAUUUUCUAAGAUGUUUUGUAUAUUGAAUCUACCACGAAAAUUAUCAAUCAUCAUGCAUUUUGGAUCCUGCUACACAGAACAACUUAUAGGGUUUUGUUCAAGUCUGUAUAUUUAUGUGGCUAGAUUAUAAUAUACAAUAAGUUUGUAUUAAUUUUUAUUUCACUUAUUCACUCCUUUUAUACCACUGUUUUCACUGCAAAGUAGGGUUACAAGUAAAAAAUAUGUAAGAAGAUUAAAUUGAAGUAAUAGUGUAAUUUACUUUGAUUGCCUAAACUUGUCAAAUUUAAAAUAUCUUUGUAUAAUUUUAUAUUUAACAAAAAUAUUUCUUUAUCAAAACUAUUAUCAGGAAGCCAACUAUUCUGAUAAUUUAGCUUUCCAAUUGACUAUGAGGGUAAUACUAUUUAUCUCUACAAUAAUUAGGUUUAUGAAUAUUUUUUUAUGAUAAAUGGAAAAAUCAUAUAUAAUGUUAUAAAGUUUUAUAAUAAUAUAAUUAUAAUUUUUGAGUUCAGUACCGAAGACACGCUGACAGCUCCCUAACAAACCUGAGCGCGUGUGAUGUUAUAAUCUUAGUUUCCACUCUUGGCAGUUGAUAUAAAAAUAAUAAGUAAAGUGUUUUGAUCUAUUUAAUUUUGUUGUCAUUGUUAAGUAUUAAAAUUUAUAUUGAAAAUGUCGAACCUCAAAAGUUAUCGUUCUUGUUUUGUACCAUUAUGUACGAAUACUACAAAAACAAAUGACAAAAUGUUUUUAAAGAUUAUUAUUGCUCAUAACAUCAAACACCUUAAAUUUAAUAGGAGCAUAAAUUACUUACUGAAGCUGCAGGGUCAAUGCAUUAAACAUCCUGAAUUUUUCUUGACAUUUCAUUAAUAGUUGAAAGUGACUGAAUACUCUUUACUCCGAACUCAGUGUUUUGGACAUACCUUUUAUAAUGCAAAUAUUAUUUUUACGAGACAUAGUUGAACAUAACCUAUAGCUUUGUCGCCGUAAGUCUCACGCGAUGCUCUACAAUUUAUGAAAUAAAUAAUUAUAUUUAAUAUAAUGGAGAAUAAAUACUUAAAUAUUUUCAUUUAUUCAAUUUUUUUAACAGACUCAUCUUAAUGCCUUUGCACCUCGAACUUCAGCAGAAUUAAACCGAACGUCAUUUUUUUAAAAAAUUGGUUAUCAUAAAUAUAUCAACAUCAGGAAUAUUAUCAGACUUUGCCUCAAUAAAUCCUUUAUCACACAUAGCUAAUCGGAACCAACUAACCACUCGAUUUUUGGCAAUAAAUUCUCAAUAUUAUUGUCUAGUCACAUGUAAUAGCAAUAUCAAUAUUAUUAAUAAUAAAGUUUUAAAAUACACAAAAAAAUCAAUAAUUUUUUAUUUCAAAAACCCAAAUUUGUCUCUAUUUCAUUUAAAAACUCAUCAGAUAUUUUGAAUUAGUUGAUAGAAAAUAGAAUUUCAAUGGUUAGCUUAAAAAAAACUACAAAGUAUAUAUGAUAGAUAGUACGUCAGUUGCUAUGUGCUUUUUUCAUUUUUUUACGAUAUAUAUUAUUUUAGUGUAAUAAUUAAAACAUAUGUCUACUGCUCAUCCAUCUAAUUGAUAAAUGUGACUUGGUGGGAUAAAAUAUCAGGAUAGAUUUAAUAAAUUUUAUAAUCAUGAUGUAAAUACUUAAUUUUAGUAGUUGUAAAUAGAUGUAAAUAAUUCUUUGUUUUUAUUUUAUGUGAUUAAAAAGUUAUAACUUCAAG
Molecule: messenger RNA, 8774 nt
Organism: Diorhabda sublineata
Lineage: Eukaryota; Metazoa; Arthropoda; Insecta; Coleoptera; Chrysomelidae
Product: remodeling and spacing factor 1
Exons: 21
Coding region: 222-6689 (2155 amino acids)
Biological process (GO): regulation of DNA-templated transcription
Cellular component (GO): RSF complex
Source: RefSeq, a predicted model, not a curated record